AGAAAGUCUCAACUCAACAAAAAAACAAGCAAAGUAAGCAAAGCAAGCCUCUAUACUCCUUUCUUCCUUUCUUCAAAGCCUUGCUUUUCACUCUUCCAUAUAUAUCUAUCUAUCUUCUCUUCUCCAAUUUUCAUCCAAACCAAACCCCCCCUUUUUUUUCUCUCUCUCCCUUGAUUUUGGUACAAGGCACAAAACAAAGUACUCUUUCACCAAUCAAUGAAAAUCAACUUAAGGCUCCAAGAAACAGAAACCCCACCUUCCAUGAACAACUCCCCAAGAAGCAAUCUGAGCAACAACAACUGCACCAAUAAUAAUAGCAUUGGCAUCCAAAUCCCCACCACACCAAAAACCAUUCCCAGAUCUGACUCCACCACCAAUCCUUACCCCACCACCUUUGUUCAAGCUGACACUUCCACUUUCAAACAUGUUGUUCAGAUGCUCACUGGCUCAUCAGAAACCACAAAUCCUCAACAGCAACUACAAGAUCCAGUUCAACCACAAUCAUCAUCAUCCAAGAACUUCAACAUCCCUCCAAUGAAAACAACGCCAAAGAAGCAGCAAGGGUUCAAGCUCUAUGAGAGGAGGAACAACAACAACCAUCUCAAGAACACCCUCAUGAUCAACACCUUGGUCCCCAAUUUUGCACACAGCUCAGGAUUCUCCUCCUCCUCAUCAUCACCCUGCAACAAGCCAGAGAUCCUCUCUCCAAGCUUGCUUGACUUCCCUUCCCUCACUCUCAGCAGCCCAGUCACUCCUUUGAAUGAUGACCCUUUUGACAAGUCCUCCUCAUUACCUUCAUUGGGAAGCACUUCUUCAGAGGAAGAGAGAGCCAUAGCUGAAAAAGGGUUCUACUUGCAUCCCUCUCCCAUGUCUACUCCAAGAGACUUUGAGCCUCAGCUCUUGCCUUUGUUCCCUGUGACUUCACCUAGAGUUUCUGAGUCAACUACUUGAUGAAAUUCAAACCCGAACCGGAAAACAUAUUGGUUUGUAUCAUCAUCAGCAUCAAGCUAUGAUUUUAGAGAAUGAUUAUCAUUUGAUUUUCAAUUAAAAGUUAACAUAGCUUGCUCAAAUUGUAAACUUUGUUUCCUUCCAUGAAAAUGAAUAUGAUUCCCUCUUUUUCUUCCUUCCA
Messenger RNA from Glycine soja, 1129 nucleotides. RefSeq names its product VQ motif-containing protein 19-like. The transcript has a single exon. Lineage: Eukaryota; Viridiplantae; Streptophyta; Magnoliopsida; Fabales; Fabaceae. Bases 217 to 951 code for a protein of 244 amino acids. The record is from RefSeq and is a predicted model, not a curated record.